GGGAGUGGGCGACGGGAGAGAAGCAGACAGGAGGACGUCGGCAACGUGAGCCGGACGGAGGGAAAGAUAGGUUAUUAUUACAUUAUCUCAUGAACUCAUGAGUUGCAAGGGACGAGGGGGGGGCGAGAGAAAGAGUGGAAAGCUCUCGGAGCACCAGCCAUGGCGUUCUUCACCCCUUGGGAUGUUUACCCGUCUUACCGGAAGUUUGCUCUUUUCGUGUUUUUCGUUCUCAUCGCCGGCUACGCGGUCCUGGCCAUUCUAUCUACAAUAAACGGCUGUCCGCCGGUCGCGGAGGAUCCCGUGGAUUUGGAGCCGGAUCAACACACAGAGGGGGAGGGUGGUCAUGACACACCUUCGUCGCGGGCAGAUUACAGGGCAGGUCCGGCGCCGGAGGAAGGGAGCGGCAUUGGUUUGGGAUCAACCUCCAUCAGGAACAUAGCAGCCCGCACUUGCAUGGAUGAUGAGAUGCCAUCAGAGAUUGCCGAGCACUUGCAGGGUCCCGUCUUGGCUUCCGCUCGCCCACCACGACCUCCCUCGGCCGGUGCGGGGCGGCAACAGACAUCCAUGGCCACUUUCAUCGUUGAUGAGCUCCAGAAAGAGUUUGACCAGGCGAUAACCUCAUUCUUCUUCGAGAACGCUAUUGCAUUCAACGCUGCAAGAUCAAACUCCUAUAAGAACAUGGAGAGGAUCAUGAACGAGGCGGCCAGGUCGCGAAAGAUGUUGAAACAGCCAGGGUACAACUUCUUGAGGACGAAGGCACUCCCCGCGGAGUACAAAACUAUGGAUACUGAUUUGGACAAGAUCCGUGAGCCAUGGGAUGUCACAGGCCUCACUUUGAUGACGGACGGGGAAGGACAAGUAGGCUCCAGCUUUGGCGAGGAUGUGGGAGGAGGUCAGCAGGGAGUUGGGGGUGCGCAUACGGUCAAUGCCAUAUGCACCGACUCGGCACAGGUGAACAUAUCCGCAAGGAAAAUGCUAGCUGACCACGACGACCCGGCGAUCAGGAGCAUUCCUUGGGUGCCAUGUGCAUGCCAUGUGUGCAACCUGCUCAUGUGCGACAUUGCUUCAGUGCCAUGGAUUGGAGAGGUGAUUCUGCAGGGCAGGGAGAUCACCUCGUUCAUCAAGAGACAUCAGAGAGCAUUGGCGAUGUUCAGGAGGGCCGGGAGGGAGUAUAAGACACAACUAGGCAUCAAAGAUGGUAGGCCGUUGGAAUUGAUCCAACCAGGGGAAACUAGAUUUGGCGCAAACUUCGUCAUGUUGCAGAGACUACGAGAGGUGGAGGCAGUGUUGUUGGCGACAGUGUCCCAUGCGCGCUGGGAUGAUUCCCCAUGGGACCGGACCGCAGCAUCAAGGGCGCGAGCAUGCAAGGAUCUCAUACGAGACUUGGCUUGGUGGUUGGCCGUCGAGCGGGCAUGCACUUUGCUUCAGCCAGUUUAUUCGUUGAUGAGGGACAUGGAUAGAGACGGGAGGAUGGGGAUGCAAGUGUGGUCUUUGGGGAUUACGUUGCAGAAGAGGAUGGCUGUUUUGCCCAUGGAUUGUGAGACAAGGGCGAUUGUGAUGAAGAAGGUGAAGGAUCGUGUGCAGAUGAUGGCUCUCCCUAUGCGCGCAGCAGCAUGGAUGUUGUACCCACUCCACAGGUUGCCUAGAUUAUUCGACGACUUGGAGUCUGUGGAGAUCAUGAACACUCUGGCACACUUUGCUGCGGUUUACACCAAAAAUUCGAAGGAUUACAAAGAGUGUUGGAGGUCCUUGGAAAGUUUCCAUCACAAAACUCCGGAGUGGGUUCGACCGAACCCAGAGGAGGCUUUGGCAUGCACUCACAAGAUUGCAGUCGCAGUGCUCAGCAUGUGGACAACCGCCUCUCCAUGCGAGAGGAACUGGUCCACCUUCGACCUCAUUCACACAAAGAGGAGAAAUCUAUUGAGCCCGGAGAAUUUUCAAAUGCUUGUCUUCAUCCAUUGGAACAAGAAGUUGCUGAGGAUGUCGAAGAUGAAGAUCGGGUUUGUUAACACCGAGCUACUGGAGUGGGAGACACAGGAGGACUUGGCUCCCUAUGAUGGCUUCAUGCAAGACGGGGAGUACGACCCAAAGGAAGUGAAGAGGAGGGCAGCGAACUGGUCCAAAUCUCGUGGACGUAGAUCGAAGUCGACCAAAUUCGACAUUCGGGAGCUUGAGGAGGAGAGGGUGGACGACGGGGCAUGGCUCCUUGAUCUUUCUUACCGCCCUCGUUGUCUUGCGGAUCAUGACCGUGGGAAGACCGUUGUUGAUGUUGACGACGAACAGCCUAGCCAUGACAGCGAGGAUGAUGACGAGUUGGUUCGAGUGGAACUCGUUGACAGGCGGUCGACUAUGAGGUCGGGAGGCGGUUCAUCUUCUUCGUCCCCGCGUGACCACAUCACGAUGCCAGAGGAGGGUAUUCGUUCACGACGCACCGCUCGUGGGACCACACCCGGUGGGUCGGCGCACGUCCCCCAUGACAGUGAUGCGGUGGAGGCAGAUGCGUCUGUUGGUGCAGACAUGGACGACCCCAUUGCUGUUGCUCCGGCUGAGGCUGAUGCGGUAAUUGAUGUGCGUGGGGAUGAUCCGGUUGAUGAGCAUGGGGAUGAUCCGGCUGGUGCCACUGUUACGGAUGGUGUUGUCGGUGCAGUUGACGAUGGUGCUGUUGGUGCGGACACGGGGACCGACGAUGGUCCCAUUGCGAGCGGCAAUGGGUUCUCCACUCCGGAUCCGGGGUUGCGAUUGGGGGAGAGAUUCGCCUCUCUGUUGUCGCACGUGGCCCCUAUUGCCCCGUGUGGCUCUGCACAAGACUUUUGUAAGCACCUGGCUUCGAUGUCCCCAAUGCGGACUGAUGACGAGUCUAACACCCCUGAUUGGGCCAGAUUCAGCGGACCAACCCCGCCCACUCUUUGGUUGAACGAGGACAUUCCGCUGACGUUUCAAAUUUAUGAAAAUCCCAUGGUGUCUACGUCUGUGCGAAAUACAUCACCUCUACUUCCUUACAUGUAUGUGUGCCCAAGCUCCCGCCAUUAUACUUUUUCGCCGGUAGUUGCAGGGUGUGGUGAAGAUGUGCUGCGCAACCUGGAGCCCAUCUCCAUAUCGGAUCGACAUCCAUUCUUAACAAGUGGGACUUGCAUGAAUCAAAGUAAAGUCGUGCUUGCUGCUGAAAAUUCCUCGUUUGUAACAGACGGCAACUGUUCUGUCGGAAUAGCUUCCAUUAAGGUGUUGGACCGAUUGCUGAGGGCACCGCUGGAGAUGACAUGUGUGACAUUCUUUUUCCGCUAUCCAGCAGCUCUUAAAAGGAUAGACUGGUUGGGUGAGUUCUACGUGUUGUACAAUCUGACGCUGAACCCGGCAAGCAAUCCGCCAAUGAACAAGACGGGCCUCAUUUCCAAAUCCCUUGUUGCCUAUUUCUCUGACACGGGGAAUUCCACCUUGGAAAGCGAAGCUUGCUUCAUUCGGGACAAGAGGGUGCGGGAUCUAGAAAAUUCGCCUGAGCGCUUCGAGCAGGGUGGUGUUAUAUUGCCAGAGAACAAGCGAAGCGAUUUCAGCCUUGUGAGGCGGGUCAGAAAAUUCAUAGCCGGCGUGCACUCGGUCCAGUACAUGGUCGAUUCAGGUGGAGUUGUUUCCUACGAUGUCCCAGAGCCUGGUCUUGUCGGGUCCUUGGCAGCGGAACAUGGUAACCUUUCUGUCGUGGCGAAUGGGCUUAGCGGUGUGCUAAUGAAUGUCGGGAUUAAUUUCGACGAGAUUGGGGAGAGGGAGACUGACAUUCGCACAGGGUUAUUCACUCUACUGGGAACUCUCGGUGGGCAGGUCACCUGGUUCACAGCCGCCCUCGCAUUGAUUUUCAUCGAAGAACGGGAUGGGCCGUAUAUGACCAUCUCCUUUCCAUUUAGAAUGCUAUUAAAGUUGUUCUACAAAGCAAUGCGAAAAGAAGAUCGCGCACGCCAAAGUUCUCUUCGGGCCGACCCUUCCGGCGGAGAGGAGGUGUUCUGAGCGUAAGUAGCGUGCAUUCACUGCAUCAAUGAGCAAAGGAUGAAGAACAUGCGCGCGGCCAAGAUAGCUCGCAGUCGGUAUCGGGAAUCUGCACAGGGGAUGACGAAGAGGAGCUGGCACAAGCAACCAAAUUGGAAUUGUCCUAAGUUAGGUUCAACUGCUUUUCAAAUUCAUCAUCAUUAGGUUUAUAAUCAUUUAUUGUAUGUAGAUUAACCUCAGAAUUGUGGUUUGGUUUGCUGCAACCUUUCUUUUGAGUUUAAUCUGAGAUGGAGGGGGAGUGUGCAGGCUCUUUGUCAGGUAUUCUGUCAUCCUUGCCGCCGAACUCACCAAAUGUGAAAAGGACAAAAAACUGAUUCCCCCCCUCCUCCAACCUCUUCUUCUUCUUCUUCUUCUUCUUCUUCUUCUUCUUCUUCUUCUUCUAUCUCUGCUGGUUUCUCUUUACCCUGCAAACGAACCUUUCUGCCCCCAUUUGAGGAGAUGCAUCACAUAAUGAGGGGCCAGCAUCUACCCCCAUCGGGAGGAACACUGUACGGUAAAGUGGGAGGAAGGCACAUACCCGCCAGUGAGAAUCUGACGAGAAACUAGGAACUACUGGCUCAAUUGCCUGCCGUCUUCACCCGAAUAGAACGCCCGGUCUUUUUUUUUUGUUUUCUUUUCUAUGUUGGGCCAUCGCCGGGCCCGGCACGCCCAGGCCAGUUGGGCAGACGGGGGGUCGCCUGACAAAACCAGACGGGUCAAAAAAGAGGCAAGGAUCCAAAAAAAAAAAAAAAAAAAAAAAAAAAAAGACUUUACGCCAGGACUGAGGUUGGCCUAAGCGGUCAGAAUCCGGUCUUAAACUGCUAGUAAUCGGCCCCAGCCUUGCAGAAAGCUUUUGUCGCCACAAGCAAAACUCGGAGGCGCCGCACCGCCAGGCCCACGGUUAAUGAAAAACAAAACGGCGG
Messenger RNA from Chara braunii, 4934 nucleotides. The record is from the annotation of a GenBank genome assembly. Lineage: Eukaryota; Viridiplantae; Streptophyta; Charophyceae; Charales; Characeae.